Molecule: messenger RNA, 2259 nt
Organism: Prunus persica (peach)
Lineage: Eukaryota; Viridiplantae; Streptophyta; Magnoliopsida; Rosales; Rosaceae
Product: protein DETOXIFICATION 35
Exons: 7
Coding region: 3-1499 (498 amino acids)
Biological process (GO): xenobiotic detoxification by transmembrane export across the plasma membrane
Cellular component (GO): membrane
Molecular function (GO): xenobiotic transmembrane transporter activity; antiporter activity
Source: RefSeq, a predicted model, not a curated record
UCAUGGAGGAGCCACUACUGGACACAGCUGCUGGCUCUGAUCAGUUGAGCACUAAGCCUCAAGAUCUGUAUGAAGGUGGGAACGAAGACUAUGCGCCGGUGAGGAGCGUCGAUGCUUUGCGGCUUAUGUUUUGGAUCGAGACAGUGAAGCUCUGGAAAAUAGCAGGUCCCACAGUGAUCACUAUGUUGUGUAUGUAUGGGACUAACUCAGUUAUCAUUAUCUUUGUUGGUCAUCUCGGAGCUGUAGAGCUCUCAGCCGUCUCCAUUUCUCUCUCCGUCAUUUCCACAUUCGCUUACGGAUUCUUGCUUGGCAUGGGGAGUGCUCUGGAGACCCUGUGUGGGCAGGCAUUUGGAGCUGGGGAGAUUCAUAUGCUUGGGAUUUACAUGCAGCGCUCAUGGAUAAUCCUAUUUGUAACCAGCCUCUGCAUCUUGCCAAUUUACAUCUUUGGCACACCCGUUUUAAAGUUGCUAGGCCAAGAAGAUGACAUAGCCAAUCUAGCUGGAGAAUUUACUAUUCAAAUAAUCCCCUCAUUGUUCUCACUUGCCAUUAUUUUUCCAUCUCAGAAGUUCCUUCAGGCUCAGAGAAAGGUUAAGGUUCUGGCAUGGAUUGCAGUUUUGGGUUUGAUCAUACAAAUUGGGAUGCUCUGUCUCUUCAUUUUGGUGUUUGGUUGGGGCACAUUGGGUGCGGCUGUUGCAUUUGACAUUGUAAGAUGGGGCAUGGCAAUUGCUCAAGUUGUGUAUAUAAUGGGUUGGUGCAGGGACGGCUGGACUGGGUUUUCAUGGUUGGCUUUCAAGGAGAUAUGGGCUUUUGUAAGACUUUCCCUUGCCUCUGCUGUCAUGCUCUGCCUUGAGAUUUGGUACUUCAUGAGCAUACUCAUUCUCACAGGCCAUCUUGAUAAUGCAGUUAUAGCAGUUGGUUCCCUUUCUAUUUGCAUGAACAUCAACGGAUUUGAACUAAUGUUGUUCGUUGGAAUAAAUGUGGCAAUAAGUGUGCGUGUCUCCAAUGAGCUUGGAUCAGGACGACCAAGAGCAGCCAAAUAUUCUGUCUAUGUGACAGUAUUUCAGUGUUUUCUAAUGGGGAUUUUUUUAAUGAUUGUGAUCUUGAUAACCAAAGACAGAUUUUCCCUAAUUUUUACAAGUGAUAAGGAUCUGCAACAAGCAGUCGCUAAGCUAGCAUAUCUUCUUGGUAUAACUAUGUUGCUCAACAGCAUCCAGCCAAUAAUAUCAGGGGUUGCAAUUGGAGGUGGAUGGCAAGCACUGGUAGCUUAUAUAAACUUGGGUUGUUACUACAUUUUUGGACUUUCUCUUGGAUAUCUUCUUGGUUAUACUGCAAAUCUGGGUGUGAUGGGAGUUUGGGGGGGCAUGAUAUGCGGAACUGCUCUCCAAACCUUGCUUCUGUUGAUUGUGCUCUACAAAACCAACUGGAACAAAGAGGUGGAGCAAGCAGCAAAACGCGUGAGGAAGUGGGGUGGUCAGGACGUCACAGCUCAAAGUACCUGAAAAGUACAAAAGAUAUAGUCAGAUCUCUAAUUGCAGCAGCUUUGCCAUUUUCAGUGGCCAAGCAGUGGUUCUCAUUACACAUAUAUAUUUUUAAAUAUCGUCAUUAAAAAUAGUCCCGAAUCGAACCACGGAUGUAUGCAUGGGUUGAGUUGGCUUGAACGACAUUCAUCUAUACCCUCCCCACAUCAUUAUCCUUUUAAAAUCACCUAAUUUUCCUGUCUGUUCAUGGACGGACGUUUCCUUUGAAUUAGCAUCACAUAUCCCAAAAAAGUACAGCGCGGUCUGCUUUAGUUUAACAAAUAAAUUAAUGUCGUGUUGCAUUGCAUCACAUUUACAUAUAAUAUAAUAUACAUGCAGGAGUGUGGGAUCACAUCUGCGGGGGAAACAAACCACCACACUACUUAAGUUUCAACUCUCCAGCCUCCACAUGACGGCACGAGCCAUCACCGGCUACAGCCGGUUAAAGCUACAACUCUACCCUCUCUGUUUGCAGCUUGUCUUCGGUGAAGUUGCAAGAAAUUAAUUGAGGAUAUUUCAUAGAAACAGUGAUCGAAACAUUAUCCUUAACCUUAACCUUUACCGUGUCUUAUAAACCGCGCUAUUGCAGAUCUCUUUGUGUUGUUGUUUAAGUUUGUUUAUUAUUGUAAUUUAGUAGUGAUUAAUUAAGAAAAGGAAAAGGUCCUUUCAUGUAAUAUAUACACAUUAUGAUUUGAAUAAUUCCGCUUGAAACGAGUCACGUUCAACGAACAGCUGCUUUAUU